Brassica napus (rape) is the source of this 1350-nucleotide messenger RNA. RefSeq lists its product as uncharacterized. Bases 1 to 1350 code for a protein of 449 amino acids. The transcript has 8 exons. NCBI's taxonomy places the organism in Eukaryota, Viridiplantae, Streptophyta, Magnoliopsida, Brassicales, Brassicaceae. The record is from RefSeq and is a predicted model, not a curated record.
AUGUCUUCAAAGCAGAAAAUAGUUUACCUUGAUGAGAUUCGUCCAUGGAAGACAGCCUGGUUGAUCGAAGCCAAGAUUCUGCACACGUGGAAACCAUCCAAUGCCAGCUUUGGUGAGAGUUUGGAAAUCGUCAUGUCAGACAAAAAGGGGACCAAGAUUCAUGCUACAUGUAAGAAAAACUAUCUGCAGUCUCUGGGGGAACAAUGUAAAGUUGGCGAAUGGAAAACACUAUACAACUUUCAAGUGAGUGCAACCGGCAAACAUUACAGACCAACGCAGCAUAUGUAUAAGAUCACUUUCAUCAAUCAGACGGUUAUUAAACCCUCUGAGUUCCAAAACGAUGACAUGUUUCUUUCUUUGGCAACAUUUGAUUCCAUUAUGAGUGGAAAGUUAGAUAACGAUAUCUUAAUAGACAUUAUUGGACAAGCUAUUGAAGUUGGUGAGAUUCGAACUCUCCAAUGUGGUGGAAAGGAGAAAAAAAAGAUUGAAUUCCAGCUAAGAGACGUCAGUUACAAAUUCCAUGACGAUUCUUUGAGCAUUGUUGAAACAAGUGAAGAAGGCAAAGAUAUUGUAUCUCAAGCCAACAAUGGGACCAGACAGAAAUUAACUGGAUGGGAAACAGUUGAGGUUAAAACCAUAUCUGAGAUAUUGAAUUUCACACAGGUUGAUAAGUGCAAGGUUGUUGCUACAAUCUAUGCCAUAGAUACUGAUUAUGCAUGGUAUUAUUUUGGAUGUGAUUUGUGUCAAACCAGGACUUAUAAAGUCCCCGCUGAAGAUAUAAAUCCUUCCAUCGUAACCAAGCCUUUGUUUUGGUGUGAAAAAUGCAAUAAGAAUGUGAUGAAUGUUAAACCAAGAUAUAAGCUCCAUCUCGUGGCUAAGGAUGAUACAGCUAAAGCAAAAUUUGUACUUCUUGAUUGGGUUGCAUGGCCAGUUAUAGGAGUAAAGGCUGAAAAAAUUCUCAAUGGUUCUUUGGAUGAGGUUGAAGAUCCUGAGAUGUUGCCUGACUGUAUUAAUGAAAUUGUGGGGAAGACUUAUAAUUUUGGGGUUACCAUCGAAAAAGGAUCUGAGACUUUUAAGGUACUUAAAGUCUGGUCAGUUUACAACACACUCAUGGUUGAUUCCCAAUCGGAAUCUAUUUCUGGAAAGGGAAUAACAGCAAACUCAGCAUCAGAGGUGUCUCUAUUGACUUACAGUGAUGAAAGCUCAAGCAAGAUGGCAACUCCUUCAAAGCGAUCAGUGGACGACAUUGUUGAUAUUCCAGAUAACACCUCGACUUCAAAGAUGCGCCAUGUCAAAAGUAUCAAGAUUGAGAAGAUGAGCAGUGAUGAGCUAGCCUUAAGGAAGAACUAA